This is a messenger RNA of Gadus morhua (Atlantic cod), 2280 nucleotides long. RefSeq names its product occludin b (gene oclnb). Gene Ontology annotation, biological process: bicellular tight junction assembly. The coding region runs from base 220 to 1668 and encodes 482 amino acids. The record is from RefSeq and is a predicted model, not a curated record. The transcript has 9 exons. Lineage: Eukaryota; Metazoa; Chordata; Actinopteri; Gadiformes; Gadidae. Gene Ontology annotation, cellular component: bicellular tight junction; apical plasma membrane; cytoplasmic vesicle.
UAGUGCGGUUGAGAGCGGAUGCGAUCCUCGCCAAUAAGAAUGCAAGGGUGUGGCCCAGCCAUAUCCCUUCCUGACGGACAAUCCAUAUGAUCCAUUCCGUGCGCCAAACAUCACCUGAAACCCAAGCAGACAUUUGGAUCGCGUUGGAGGCCAACAUAAUACUUACUGACAAAGUCGAUAUAACUCAAAAUCCUUUUGAGUUUUAACCGGUAAAAACAAAUGCCGGCUAAGAAGCUCAGCCUGCCCCCAUACCAGCCAGACACCCACAGACACCAUGGCAGCAGACACAAGCCCAGUGAGCGUCACUCCCAACCGGUGCUGUCCCACUACCCCGCGUCAGACUACCUCCACUACUACCGCUGGGGCUCCCCGCCCGGCGUCAUCAAGAUCAUCAGCAUCAUCAUCGUGAUCAUGUGCGUGGCGGUGUUCGCCUGCGUCGCCUCCUCGCUGGCCUACGACAGCAUGUCCGGUGGAGGCCUGGGCGCCCUGGUGCCAGGCCUCGGCGGUGCCGGCUCCUACGGUGGCACGUACGGCGGGGCGGGAUCCUACGGCAGCGGAAGCUCCUUCGGCGGGGGCAGCUCCUACGGCGGCAGUGGCUACGGCGGCGGCUACGGAGGAGGAGGCUCCUCCUACGGGAGCCAGUACAUGGACCCCCGGGCGGGGAAAGGCUUCAUGAUCGCCAUGGCGGCCAUCACCUUCAUCGCCGUGCUCAUCAUCUUCGUGCUGGUAGUGUCCCGCCAAUCGUCGUCGCGCUCGCCCAAGUUCUUCCUGGCGGCCAUCAUCAUCUCUGCCAUCCUGGCGUUCAUGAUGCUGAUCGCCACCAUCGUGUUCCUGGUGGCCGUGAACCCCACGGCGCAGAGCUCGGGCUCGAACGCCUACAGCCAGAUCCAGCAGCUGUGUGCCCAAUACCAGAACCAGAACCAGGCCCAGGGGAUCUUCAUCAACCAGUACCUCUACUCCUACUGCGUGGUUGAGCCCCAGGAGGCCAUAGCCAUCGUCCUGGGCUUCCUGAUUUUCGUGGGCCUCAUCAUCCUGAUGGUGUUCGCCAUAAAGACCCGCGCCGCACUGCGGCGCCGGGGCAGAGACCGCGUCCUGUGGGAGGAGGUGAAGAGCCUCAAGGGUGGCUUCCCCAACAGCAUCGGUGAAUGGGUGAACAAUGUGUCUGGGGAACCAGAGGUCAUGCUGAACGACCCUAAUGAUGCGGUUUGGAGCCCCAGGACCUACCUGGACAGUCCCGACUACAACAAGCCCAUAUACCUACCUGGAGACUCGGACAUUACCAGCUCGCAGGGUGGCCUGAAGAAGGAUUCGGAGGCCGACUCUGGCCAUGAACUGGACGAAGAGGACUUCAACAUGGACUUUCCGCCCAUCAUGGAUGAGCAGGAGCGCUUGGACUACAAAAGGCAGUAUGACAAGGACCAUCAGGAGUACAAGGGCAUUCAGGCUGAACUGGAGAACCUGAACGCUGGUCUGGCUGAUCUGGACCGGGAGCUGGACCAACACAAAGAAGGAAGCCCUCAGUUCCUGGAUGCAAUGGAUGAAUACAACAGGCUGAAGAAUAUAAAAAAGUCGGCAGAUUACCAAAUCAAAAAGCAGAGGUGCAAAUAUCUCAAGUCUAAACUGUCGCACAUCAAGCGGAGGGUCAGUCAGUACGACCAACGGCCCUGAUCCCUGACCACUCCACCGCCCAGCUUCUACAAAACCCCUGUUCCCAUUCUAUGGAUUCAUUUUAGAUUUUAAUGUUUUUACUUGCCUUAUGUUCUAAAAUGUUAACAUGAGUGAUUUUAAAUGUAUGAUGAGGAUUUUAUUCUCUAUAGUUCCAGCCUUUUUUUUUAAAUUAAAAUACAAGGUUUUUGUAUUGACCUGUAAUGGCUAACUCACCAGUUCAGUGGUUUAGAUUUGUAUAAAAUGGGUAAUGAACAAAAGGAAUUUAUUUUCUUGACGCGGGUUAUGCGCACUGACACGCAUUAUUUUCAGAGCGAUAUACAAUUUUAUUUCAUUUUUUGCAGCUUUUGUGUUGUCCUUCUACAUGGUCUUUAUCACCCCCAUGAUCAAUCAGGGUUUUGAAUAAAUCAGCUAUUUGUACUGAUAUUUUUUUACAUGAAGACAUCCCCUUCCAAAGCCAAGUAGGUUUGGCUUUGGUGGACUGUUUUAUCGAAGUGUUUUUAGAUAAAUCAUUUAACUGUAGUAGGCCUAUUCUGAAGUUAUUGCAAUUUAUGUAGCAGCACAACCAAAAUCAAAUGUCAAAUAUAUAUAUAUCAUACAAUAAAUGUUUAUUUA